AUGGGACACGAACCGAAUAAACCCGAGAUCGAACCUAAUACACUGGAAAGACUGACGAAACUAGUGGAAUUUACCAAGAAGAAAGAUCUCCCACUCGUGAUGGGCGCUGACAGUAAUGGCCAUCAUAUUCUAUGGAACAGCUUCAGAAAGAACAAUAAUAGAGGAAUACUAAUAGCCCAAAUGAUGGAGAAACUUGACCUAACCGUAGCGAACAAAGGGAAAAAUCCUACUUUCCUGAACAGCAGAGGACACAAAAGUAUAAUCGAUAUAACCUUGACCAACAAAAAAGGCGGCGACCUCAUCUCUAACUGGAAAACUUCAACGGAGACCUCACUCUCUGACCACAAAAUUAUCAGCUUUAAUAUCAACCUCGGGAACACAUGGGAGUCGUACUCCCGCAAUCACAAGGACAUGGACGCCGAGGCCUUCAGCAAGGCUGUGAACAGGAAGAUGAUAACGAAACCGUUCAGAGCCAUGAUCGGGAAAUUCAAGAAAUCGAAUAUCAAUACUUGUAUGACUUACAUCAACAAAACCCUCACAGAAGCCCUGGAUGAGGUGUGCCCAGUAGUCAAAGUCAACCACAAGUCUAAAACUCCCUGGACACACAACCUGAACAUUCUGAAAAAGAGUGCUUAA
Molecule: messenger RNA, 636 nt
Organism: Bolinopsis microptera
Lineage: Eukaryota; Metazoa; Ctenophora; Tentaculata; Lobata; Bolinopsidae
Exons: 1
Coding region: 1-636 (211 amino acids)
Molecular function (GO): catalytic activity
Source: RefSeq, a predicted model, not a curated record